Messenger RNA from Triticum turgidum subsp. durum (durum wheat), 375 nucleotides. The record is from the annotation of a GenBank genome assembly. Lineage: Eukaryota; Viridiplantae; Streptophyta; Magnoliopsida; Poales; Poaceae.
AUGGUGGAGGAACCGUCCACCAAGCGUCACCAUGGCGAGACGUCGAACAAGAGCAGCAACCUCGUCGACAUCCACGUCCCCGACGAGAAGCGCGAGUGCACCAGAACGCUCAAAGGGGUUGAGCUCCACGGCAAGGAGACACUGGAGAUCGUCUACACUAGCAUACCAGACAAGGGCGAUGAGGUGAUGAGCAGGCUCAGGAUGAAGGGCGGUGGUUUGUAUCCGAGCUUCAUCAGAGUUGAUGUGGAGUACACCAACCAAGAAGAACCUCCACAAAUGGCGGCAGUCCUGCAGUUGUGCGUCGAGGAACUCUGCUUGGUAUACCACAUCGCAGCAGCCACAAAAUGGCCCAAGCGCCUCAAAGACUUCCUGUAG